UUCUAACUUCCCUUGACAGCUCAGCGUCCAAUAAUGGUUUGCAUGUCGCGCGUGUGGAAGCCGUCUGUGUUUGCGGCGAGGCUCAGAAGGCGAGUCUGGCCGUGCAAGUUGGCGGGUUUUCCAGUCCAACACUACAGCACCAAGACUGCUCCUCAUAUUCCGGGAAUGGAGUACCAGGAUGCCAUUUGUACCCUCAACACGCUACAGACAAAUGCCAGUUCUCUGGAGCAAGUACGGCGAGAGCGGAGCCAUCCUGAGCUGCAGCUUCAAGCCAUGAGAAGCUUCCUGGAACGGGCCGGCCUCACCGUGAAGGAACUAGACCACCUAAACAUCAUUCAUGUGACGGGAACAAAGGGCAAGGGGUCAACAUGUGCCUUCACUGAGCAAAUUUUGAGAGGUUAUGGCUUCCGAACAGGAUUUUACAGUUCCCCACACUUGGUCCAAGUAAGGGAGAGGAUCCGAAUCAAUGGACAGCCAAUUGGGAAAGACCUAUUUACAAAAUAUUUCUGGCAGGUUUAUGGACGACUGGAUGAAACAAAGGAAGCUCAUGGGACAAUGCCUGCAUAUUUCCGCUUUCUCACCAUCUUGGCCUUUCAUGUCUUCCUUCAAGAAAAGGUGGAUUUGGCUGUGAUUGAGGUUGGGAUUGGUGGAGCGUUUGACUGCACAAACAUUAUAAGGAGACCGUGGGUAUGUGGGAUCUCUUCUUUGGGAAUAGACCACACACAGAUUCUCGGAGACACUAUAGAGAAGAUUGCCUGGCAAAAAGGGGGCAUCUUUAAGCCAGGAGUCCCUGCUUUCACAGUCAAACAGUCAGGAGAGGCAAUGGAUGUACUGAGGAACAAGGCCAAAGAGAUCAGCUGCCCUCUGUGGGUGUGUCCUGACUUUGAGGACUACCAGGCAAACUGUGGACCAUUAAAACUGGGCUUGGCGGGACAGCACCAGCGGUCCAAUGCCUCACUGGCCCUGCAACUGAGUCACACUUGGUUGCAAAGGAGAUGUCAACCAGAGGAAAAGUUUUUAUCCACCAGUUUUGAGACCUCAAGUAUACCUGAGGCAACUUCCUUCACACCCUCCCCCAUCAUGAAGAAAGGACUGGCAGACACCGAGUGGCCCGGAAGAAAUCAAAUGAUAAAACAUGGCACAAUAACGUACUUCUUGGAUGGUGCUCACACCAUGCGUAGUAUACAAGCUUGUGUAAAUUGGUUCAAAGAGAUCGCAGCCCAGCAUGAAAUGAACGCAAGUGGACCUGUUGCAAGAAUUUUGCUGUUUAAUGCAACAGGGGAGAGGGACUGUGCAGCCAUGCUUAAACUUCUUAUGCCAUGCCAUUUUGAUUUUGCUGUGUUUUGUCCUAACAUCACAGAGACCAUCACUGCCUGCAGUGCAGACCAACAGAACUUCAAUGUGUCAGUGGAGCACAUGCUGACUCGCUGCUUGGAUAACGAAAGAAGCUGGCGUCUGCACAACAGCACAGGGAACAUCAGUGGCACCCCACAACUAAUUGAGGACAGCUUGUCUUUGAUCCCUGAGGAGAAAGCGAACACGCUCGUGUUUCCCUGCAUCCUCAGCGCCCUUCAAUGGAUCACACAGGGUAGGGAUCCAGUGCUCGUGGACCCUUUCCAAAAAGUGAUGCCAUUGAAACCCAGCGUGAUGGCUAAAGCUGCUCCAUUGUACGAUGCUGCCAAGAUCCAUGUCCUUAUCACUGGAAGCCUCCACCUGGUGGGAGGUGCACUCAAACAUCUUGUCCCCGAAUCCUCCAAGUAAAUGGGCCAUGAAUUACAAACUGUUAUAAUUAGAAUUCCGAUGCAGGAAUAUGAAUGACUGUUUUAAAAAUGUAUAUUUGGGGUACCACAACAAUAAGAGUGAGACUAAUGAUACCCAGUGGCAGUCAUUUGGAGCCAGGCAGUUUGCUCCCGCCCCCCCACCCCACUCAGAAUGGCCCCAGACGCACAACAAACCAGACGCUCAACAUUGCCAAGCUCAAGUCUUAAGUCCAACUUGAAGUCAAAUGUGUUUACAUAAUGGGUACAUUGAUUAAAACAAGAUAAUGUGACAGUGUUUGUAGUUCACUUAUCCCAAAUGCUAAUUAUUAAUUGUAUUUAAAAUAAAAACAUGUCUAUUUUGAAAGAAAAUCAGAAUUUGGAAUA
This is a messenger RNA of Syngnathus acus (greater pipefish), 2144 nucleotides long. RefSeq names its product folylpolyglutamate synthase (gene fpgs). Gene Ontology annotation, cellular component: mitochondrion; cytoplasm; cytosol. Gene Ontology annotation, molecular function: tetrahydrofolylpolyglutamate synthase activity; ATP binding. The transcript has 15 exons. Bases 34 to 1761 code for a protein of 575 amino acids. Gene Ontology annotation, biological process: tetrahydrofolylpolyglutamate biosynthetic process. Lineage: Eukaryota; Metazoa; Chordata; Actinopteri; Syngnathiformes; Syngnathidae. The record is from RefSeq and is a predicted model, not a curated record.